UAAGAACUAAGAAGAGCGCCUCGAGCGGCUUGCUUCCGCCUCUCCACAACCCGACGGGAAAUAUCUCGUCCCCCAUAAUACCGAAAACGCCCUCGCCGAACUGCCAAAGGCGGCUUGCCCCCAGGGAGAGUUGCGUAAAUUCGGCCCCCCCGUCGCGUGCCCCUAUAAAUUGACUUCAGCCCGAUCUCCUUGGUUCCCUUUCUCUCUAUCGUUCAGCCAGAAGAGGAGAAGUUCGUUCGCUCUCGCUUUCUUCUACCCGAUCGCGCGUCGAUUCCCGAGGGGGAGAUCUCCUUCCGAUGGCCUCCAACGCUGUCAAGAUUCGGAACGGCUCGGGCCGCGAUCUGGCGGGGUCCUCCUCCCGCGGCGGUGGCGGCGGCGGCGGCGGCGCCGGGGCCGUGGUCGGCGCCAGGAGGUCGGCGCUGGGCAGGACCCCGAGGUCCGGGGCGAUCGCUCCGGGCCGGUGGCGCAGCUGCUGGUCGACAACCGCCACAACUUCGCGCGGAGCGCCGCGCCGGCGCGGCUCAUGUACUACCGCGGCGGGUCGUGGCUGGACUUCCCGGGCCGGGUGGUGGACUCGCUCAGGCCGGGCUUCGAGGAGCGCAUGCCGGUGGUGGACGAGACCGUCGACGGGGCGAGGUACCUGUUCGAUUUCCUGAGGAUGCUGCAGAUUGAUUUCGAGACUGGAAACAGUCGGUCGAUCGCGUGGAUUGACGAGAACGGUAAGUGCUUCUUCCCGCGGAAUUUUAUCGGCGAACGGUUCGAGGAUGACUCCGCCGUCGGUGAGGGGGUAGGCGAGAAGUCCGCGAAAAGGAAGAGAGAGAAGAUUGAAGUGGUCGGAGGGGAAAAGGAGGAGCAGGAGGUGAGUUCGUCGGACAAGAGAGAAGACGUGUCGAAGCGACCUUGUUUAGCUGUAAAUAAUGUAGGGAGACCUAGUGCUAGGUGGCCGAAUGCGAGGUUGUUGGGUGAGGGAGAUACGGCCUACUCUCAGAUAAAAAAUUUCUUCUUGUCCGGCUUGAAGAAUGUGGAUCCCGAUGCUACCAUAACUGCGAUUCACCAGUGCACGAGGACGACACCUAUUGAGCGUGCAAGAUACGAGGUUUUCAUGAGGCAGGUAGAUAUCACAAGAACUGCGAGAGGUACGUCUAAUACUGUAUAUGCCUGGCAUGGGACGUCUGCGAAGGGUCUGUCAAUCAUAUUGGCGCAUGGAUUUGGAGUUCCUUUUGAGGUUCCUAAGCCUGAGAGUUAUGGAGUUGGUGUGCAUUUCUCUCCUGUGGGGUUGCCCCAACUGUGUGCUAUGGAUUCGGAGGCAGAUGAUAAUGGCGAAAAGCAUGUGGUGUUGUGCCGAGUUAUAUUGGGCAGUGCUGAGAAAGUGGACCUUGGGUCUAACCAGUCUCAUCCUUCUAAUGUUGAUUUUGACACCGGUGCGGAUGAUCCUAACAAUCCUAAACACUACGUGGUGUGGUUCAGCAGUGUGAAUACUCAUGUUCUUCCUGAGUGCGUUGUCAGCUUCAAGGCCUCUAACAAUGUUAAGUGUGUGAAGAAUUCAAUUUGUGAAUUGAUUUCGAAGAUGAAGAGUGCUCUCCCUCCUGCCAAAGUCCAGGAAGUGGAGAACUUGUAUAGUGUUUUUAGGGCAGGAAAAUUGGUCAAAGAUAGUUUUGUGAAGCAGUUCCGAUCAAUAACCGGUGAUGACGCACUGCUUUCUGCAAUUCGGGAGAUUCGUGGAUCCGGAUGAUGAUCGUUGGGAUUCUUUAUUUUGGAAGAAUUUGUUGCGAUUUGCUCGAUUGAUAGAAUAAUAGGAGUACAGGAUCAUACAUAAUACUCAGUCAACAGAGGGUUCCAGAGAAAGGAUUUUAACUGUGCAAGUGAGAGACUAUUGAUUUUUUUUUUUUUUACUCAUUUUCUUACCAUCUCAUCAAUAAAUUUGGAGAAGAUUUCAGAUGAAGAAACGUUAGCUUUUGUCUGUGAAUAUUAUGUCUUGAAACAUGUAAAGCUAAGGAUUACCAUAUUUGAAUGGCUUUGAAUGACUUCCUCAAAAAAGUCAUUAUUCUUAUUUUGGCCUUUCAAAUUGUCAUAUUCCUAAUUCGCUUGAGCUGAAUUUUUGUUUAAUUCGGCAGUUUAUUGGAGUUCUCUUUUGGAAAAGAUUUGCUUCCUCUUGUAUCCAAUCACUUUGUCAAUGGGGAUGUUGAUGACAGUUUGUAAUUCUUGUUUUUUGAAGGAAGGCUAAUAAAUAGAAUUAUUAUGA
Messenger RNA from Eucalyptus grandis, 2242 nucleotides. Its product is annotated as probable inactive poly [ADP-ribose] polymerase SRO3. Lineage: Eukaryota; Viridiplantae; Streptophyta; Magnoliopsida; Myrtales; Myrtaceae. The coding region runs from base 524 to 1732 and encodes 402 amino acids. The transcript is spliced from 4 exons. Gene Ontology annotation, molecular function: NAD+ poly-ADP-ribosyltransferase activity. The record is from RefSeq and is a predicted model, not a curated record.